AUGGAUGGUUGUCGACAUCAUCAGAAGCCUCUUCACAGGCUCUUCAAGAUGAGAUUUGGACUCAUCGUCUCCGCCGUCGCCCUCUUCGGAGUCGGCCAGGCGCAAAACUCCACCUUCCAGAACCCCAUCAUCAGCGGCUUCAACCCGGACCCGAGCUGCGUCUUCGUGCCGGAGCUCAACAACACCUUCUUCUGCGCGACGUCGAGCUUCCUCGCCUUCCCCGGCCUCCCCGUCCACGCCAGCAGAGACCUCGUGCACUGGAAGCACGUCUCCAACGCCUUCGGCCGCGCCGACCAGCUCCCGGGGCUGGCCUUCCUGCCCAAGGCCACCAGCGGCAUCUACGCGCCGACGCUGCGCUUCCACGAGGGCGUCUUCUACCUCCUCUGCACGCUCGUCAACCAGCAGCUGCCCAGGACCAACGACAGCCGCUGGGACAACUUCGUCCUCACCUCGACGGACCCCUACAGCUCCGACGCCUGGUCCGACCCCGUGCACUUCAGCUUCCCCGGCUUCGACCCGUCGCCCUUCUGGGACGACGACGGCAAGACGUACGUCUCGGGCGCCCACACGGCCGCCUACUACCCAGGGAUCAUGCACGCGCCGCUCGACCUGGAGACGGGCGAGAUCGGGGACAUCGUCAUGCCCUGGAACGGCACCGGCGGGCGCUCGCCCGAGGCCCCUCACAUCUGGAAGCGCGACGGGUACUACUACCUCCUCCUCGCCGAGGGCGGCACGCGAGAGAACCACAUGGUGACCAUGGCGCGGUCGAGGAGCCUCGAAGGCCCCUACGAUCCGGCGCCGGCGAACCCGCUUCUCACUUCGGCCAACGACACGAGCUCCUACUUCCAGGCCGUCGGCCACGCCGACCUCUUCCAGGACGCCGCCGGCCAGUGGUGGGCUGUCGCCCUCGCAGUCCGCGCCGGCGGCUCCUACGGCCAGGACCCGGGCGCCUACUUCGGCAACCUGCCCAUGGGCCGCGAGACGGUCCUCACCCCCGUGACCUGGGACGAGGGCGAGUUCCCCGUCUUCACGCCCGUCACCGGCGACGUCUCCGGCUGGCCGCUCCCGCCCGAAGCCAUCCCCGAGGAAGGAGAAGGCCAGCUCAGCGACGCGGACGACGUCGUCACCUUCGCCCCGGGCACCGGACUCCCCAUCCACUUCAUCCACUGGCGCCUCCCCAAGGCGCGGAACUACGCCGUCUCGCCCCCGGGCCACUGGAACACGCUGGCCCUCAAGUCAUCGGUCCUCAACCUCACGGCCUUCGACGCCGACUUCGCCCUCGGCCGCGGCCAGACCUUUGUCGGGCGGCGCAUGGCCCACUCGCUCUUCCGGUUCCGCGUCGACGUCGACUGGGCCGGGUCCCUGACCAAGGAGGACAUGGAGGUCGGCGUGUCCAUCAUCCAGGACCAGGCCCAGCACUUCGACCUCGGCAUCGUCGCGCUCAAGGCCGGCGGGGACAACGGCGGCGGAGACCUCCGGCCGCAUCUGCGGUUCCGCGGCAUCUCGGAGACGCCGUACCGGGCGACGGAGAGCCCGCCGAACGAGGUGUUCCCGCUGCCCGACGGCUGGGCCGGGAAGAAGCUCUCUCUGCAGAUUGAGGCGGUCAACAGCACCCAUUUUGCCUUCUCGGCCGGCCUCGCUGGCCCGGCGGAGGAGUCUGAGCUGAGGGUCUUUGGUCACUGCAAGGGGACCGAGUUGGUUCCUUACUACUCUGGUGUCGCGGUUGGCGUCUACGCGACUUCCAACGGGAAGCAUGGCGAACAGGCGUUCGAGACGUACAUAUCCAACUGGAGGUACACGGGCAUCAGACAGCUGAGGAGUCAGGAAGACGUUGAUGACGCUGAUGGCGCAGCAUGA
Molecule: messenger RNA, 1857 nt
Organism: Colletotrichum higginsianum IMI 349063
Lineage: Eukaryota; Fungi; Ascomycota; Sordariomycetes; Glomerellales; Glomerellaceae
Product: Beta-xylosidase
Exons: 2
Coding region: 1-1857 (618 amino acids)
Biological process (GO): carbohydrate metabolic process
Molecular function (GO): hydrolase activity, hydrolyzing O-glycosyl compounds
Source: RefSeq, a predicted model, not a curated record